AUGUCUGGAAACCUAUGGUCAAUCCCUCUCCAAACCACAAACUUCAACAUAGUCGUCGCCUUUCUCGGCGGUUUCAUAUCAGUCUUCGGCCUCGUAUCGUACCUCCUCAAAGAAAACUACUAUCUCUCCGAAGCCCUUAUCUCUCUCUUGGCAGGCGUUGCAUUUGGUCCUCAUGGCGCAAACUUCAUUCGUCCAAAGGACUACGCCGAGUGCGCCGAGUUUCCUGAGUCGUGCGAUUUUGACCUCAAUGCUAUAACGCUCAACUUUAGCCGCCUGGUUCUCGGUGUGCAGCUUGUCCUUGCAGGCGUGCAGUUGCCGAGUAAAUAUCUCGUGAGAGAAUGGAAAUCACUUAGUUUGCUGCUUGGGCCUGGUAUGACUUGUAUGUGGCUUGCCACGAGUCUGCUUGUAUGGGCGCUUGCAGGCCAGCCGCCGUUUUUACAUGCCCUUGCUAUUGGAGCCUGCGUCACACCCACAGAUCCUGUUCUCAGUGCAGUUAUUGUCAAGGGAAAGUUUGCGGAUCAUAACAUUCCGCAGGAUCUUCAGUAUCUCAUCACUGCUGAGUCAGGUGCCAACGAUGGACUGGGCUAUCCGUUUCUCUUCUUGGCGCUCUAUCUCAUCAAGUUCACAGGUGCUGGCGCCACAUCUGGUGGAGCAGCUGAUGCUAUGGGGCUGUGGUUUGGUAUGACCUGGGGUUAUACCAUCCUUCUCAGUGUAAUCUACGGCGCUGUCGUGGGAUGGGUCGGAAAAGAGCUGCUUCACUUUGCUGAAAAGCAUAACUACGUUGAUCGCGAAAGCUUCCUCGUCUUCGCCAUCGCCCUAGCACUCUUCGUCCUAGGAACAUGCGGUAUGGUCGGUACAGACGAUGUCCUGGCAUGCUUCAUCGCCGGUAACACAUUCACAUGGGACGACUGGUUCCGUCUCGAGACGAAAGACGACUCUCUCCAACCUACAAUCGACAUGCUCCUCAAUGUCACCAUAUUUCUCUGGUACGGAGCCUACAUCCCCUGGAGAGACUUCCACGACAACUCUGUUAUUCCUCUGUGGCAGCUUGUCGUUCUGGGGAUUUGUGUUCUGGUUCUGAGGCGACUCCCGUGGGUGUUUGGCAUGCACAAGUGGAUUCAUCAGAUCGAGGAGGUCAAGCAGGCUAUCUUCGUAGGCUUCUUUGGACCGAUUGGUGUUUCGGCAGUAUUUUAUCUCUUCAUCAGCCUGGAGUUCAUCGAGAAACAUCUUAGUAAUGAGGAUGGCCGUCCGAGGAGCGAUGUUAAGAAUCUUGGAGACCAGACGCGGAUCAUCGUCUGGUUCCUUGCAGUUUGCAGUAUUAUCGUUCAUGGCUUGAGUAUCCCAGUUGGAAAACUGGGCUUCCACGCACCCAGGACAUUGAGCCGUGUGGUCAGCGAAAGUCUGAGCGAUGCUCCAGCGGGUGGACGUCGACGAAACAUCCCCUUCAUCGGGAGGUAUUUCUUUGGACCAGAUAAGAAAGAUGCACGUCCGCCUACUGGUCCAAUUGUCAUUACUGGUGCUCAAAGAAUGCGCUCAGAGCUACCGGUCCAUGCUGGGGAUGAGACACCUCCAAUUAGACGAGAGAUACAGUUCGCCGAUGAGGUGAGAUAA
Messenger RNA from Fusarium fujikuroi IMI 58289, 1611 nucleotides. RefSeq names its product related to Na+/H+-exchanging protein. The coding region runs from base 1 to 1611 and encodes 536 amino acids. Gene Ontology annotation, molecular function: sodium:proton antiporter activity. Gene Ontology annotation, cellular component: plasma membrane. NCBI's taxonomy places the organism in Eukaryota, Fungi, Ascomycota, Sordariomycetes, Hypocreales, Nectriaceae. The record is from RefSeq and is a predicted model, not a curated record. Gene Ontology annotation, biological process: proton export across plasma membrane; sodium ion export across plasma membrane; regulation of membrane potential. The transcript is spliced from 3 exons.